Messenger RNA from Magallana angulata, 3778 nucleotides. RefSeq lists its product as uncharacterized. NCBI's taxonomy places the organism in Eukaryota, Metazoa, Mollusca, Bivalvia, Ostreida, Ostreidae. The record is from RefSeq and is a predicted model, not a curated record. The transcript is spliced from 2 exons. Bases 515 to 3337 code for a protein of 940 amino acids.
GAAAUAAAAUCAGCAAAAUCCAAAUUUUAAUCAUAAUAGUUAUUUCAGAUGUUUGGAGCUCGCGAUCUGUCGCACUAUACAUGUAGUGUUGAUGUAUAUGUUACAGCGUGACACACAUCAGUGAAGUCACCGCGUAACAAGUGAACUUUGUGGCCCUGAAACCGUGGACAGGGGAACAAGCAGGGUACGGUGCGUAAUUAAUUUUUAUUGUAUCGCUAUCACCAGGAAUUUCAAUAUUUGUAAUAAAUCGCAAAGAUAAUCGCGAACGAAGGAGAAAUUGUUUCAACGGUCUUAUUCAACGCACGCCUAGAUGUGACUCUCGAAGAGGAAGUUAGCUGGCAACGUUGAGGAGGAAAUAGAACUGGCUUAUCGAAUAACGUGAAUCAGGGCUGUAUCGGAAAAAGAAGAGCACAUUUCCUGAACUAAAUCAAGGAAUAUAUUCAGAUUAUUUGGAAAAAAACAUUGUCAAAAAAAGAACGAAUUGUUUUCUUCUGGUAAGGACAUCUUGAGAACAAUGGAGGAGGAGCAUUCGUUCGCAGAUUUGAAUUACGAGACCGGGAGUUACUCUCUUAUGGAAAUAAUUCAGAAGUUCCCCCUACCCGUGGUUGUGUUUUGUGAUGCCUCAAACAGUGCUCUUCCCGUAGACAAGACCAGGUUCAACUUAGACCUGAGACAGCCCCUAUUGUUGUACAGGAACAGAAACAUCAGAAAGGUUAGUGCCAGGAGUGUACACAUUGAUCCGGCGACCCGGGCUUUCCAGGAUGUCGGAGAACCAUUGCUCAUCCCCGAGGAUUAUAAAGGGUACUUUUCUUUGUUGAAAAAGAACUACAAUAACGGCCCUGUCGAUGACUUUGUGCCCCACUAUCAGGAGAUCUUGGAAGUCGCAGACACAAACACAGAAACCUUUCUGAUCGGCGGGGAACGACGCGUACAGGCCUUACAGAUCGUGCGCCGCGAAAAUGGAAGCAUUAUUCACCAACAACGAACUCUAUUUCCAGGCGAUGUUCUGCGAAAGGGAAAAAUAUAUAUCGGUGAAAAGAGGAGGAAAAGCAAGUUAUUCAGGAAAACCAAGGUCGUGACAGAAAAGUACCUAUUGUGUACAGAUGAUGCGGAUCGAGAAAUAUUACUACCGUUCGAUCAGAAGGGGCUUUUCUACACAUUAUCUACAAAUUCCGGGGACGCUAAUCGGCCGGUGAUGCAGAUGAGUGACGUGGUGAACAAGAAGUGCUUCCCUUGCAUUGUUCGGCUUGUUUAUGGUCGGAUCCCAAACACGCCGUGUUCCUUCACCGGAACUCUGCGCUUGGAGCGAGCAGAUUUGGAACAAUCAGUCAUCGCAGCAACUUUGGUUAACACAAGAAAUAUUCUUCUCGAAAUUCCCACUUCCUGCGACUUGCGUUUUAAUGUGGCAGUGUCUAAUGACGAUCUUUUCCAUAUGCCGUCAUAUCACCAAGCUUUAGAACUGUGUAAUGAAAAAGGGUCGAUUUAUAUGCGAAACAUAAAAGUCUGUCACACGAUUGAUAGCGACACUCACAAUAAAUGUCCAUUCAAUUUACCGAUGGAACACUCCGAGACCACAGAAGCCGUGAAGCGCCGUAAAGACCUGUCGAUGCAACUCUCUGUUGGAACGGAUGUAUCAGAAGAAAACAGUUUGGGCUCGCAAUCUCGCGCCGAUAGAACCUCUGAUUAUGCAGAGAUGCGAUCCGUCAAAAGUGACUCAUUAACUGAGGACAGCAUGGACGAAGAACUCAAUGGUUUCUCGGUUUUCUCCAAAGAAAUCAACUACAACGAUGAGAUUCCACCCCCGUGUACGUGCACUCCAAAAUUUACAAAUCCAUCAUAUAUGGAGAACUCUGGUGAAUCGCAAUCGGAGAGCACUAAAGAGACAAAUCCGGUCCUUCAAAUUUUCUUGGAUAACAAAUUAUUCUCAGUUGAAAUCGGAACCAAUGAGAGUUCUACCGACCCAUCCGGGGAGCUAAUAGAGCCAAAACAACCUCAAAACCAAGAACCAGCACCCAAACCCUGCAUCGGAUGUGGCGGUGACCUUGAUAGCGGAAUACAAAUGGAACUUGAUGGACAAGGCGGUAGAAGACCUUCUACGCAUGUAUUUUCUGAGGUUGCUCAUAGUCAUAGUGUUGAAGACGACGUCACCUAUGACGUACCCCGUUUGGCUACCAGACGCGUAAGUGCUCCACCAGGCUGUAGCGCAGCCUCGUCCUUUGCUGAAAAUAACAUUGCAAGUCCAAAAGAGGUCUUUAAUCGGCGUUCGUCUACAAGUCCUCGCCGUCCUCCCCCUCCAUUGCCAACAUCGAACGAAGCUACCGCAGACUUCUCAACAAUUGAAUUCGCAAUUGAGGAGUAUGAUUCAGAAGAAGACAAUACUGAACCGCUUUACCAAAACAUCGCGGGUUCGCAAACUAACUUGGAGGAAAUGUGCAGACACCGGGGAAAUAACUCGAGGCAUACACCAGCAAGCUCUCGAUGUUCCUCUACACGUGAUUCUGGACACCUUUCCGACGAAUGUCUGCCAUGUCCCUCUAGCAGGAACUAUGAUAGGGAUCAGUUGUCGCCCAAUAUUUUCAAGUCAGUACCAAUCGGUGAAAUUCCAAAUCUUCCUCGAAGUCGAAGGAAUUCUAUAAGCCCAAGUAUAGACGAUUACCAAAACUCUCCUAUGAAAGUUCCUGCUCUGCCUGCCUCUAAGGGGAUUCGGGGAAACAACAGAUGUGAUAGCCCUCUUUCAGUCGAUUCAACAAAAGACCGUGGACAAAAUGGUUCUAACGAAGAAAAUAACAAUGACAGCAAGUCUUCGGAUGUCGACUUGGCGAGAGCCGAGAGUCCGCGAAUAAACCCGGAGGACUUUGAUAAAACAUUACAGCUGAAUAUUGCAGAGCAAGAAAAUGUGGUAACAAAAGAAUCUAGAGUUCAAGCAGGAUCUGAAGAAAGUCACGAGGAACUGUGUUUAGAGAAUGGUGAAAAUGGUUCCAGGGAAAGGAAUUACUCGGUAUCAUCAUCACAAAGCAUUGAUGCUUCAGACGAUAAUAUAGACGGAAAUGAGGAAAAACAAGUGUCCAGGCGUUACGGGUCUAAAAUCAGACCAGAGAAAAAGAAAUCAAGACAAUCAAAAGAUGUGUCCAAGAUGUCGGCAGAGGAACUGGCUAUUGAAUUCCGACGCGUUGGCAUAAAACAAACGACAAUUGAAUUGGUUCUUAGCUUGAAUCUUAAUGGGAUAGCCUUGUUAGAGAAAUAUCAUAACCAUGACACCAUUGGGGAUUUCUUACCAAGUGCAGGACUAAUCGAUCAGCAAAAAAUCUCCUUGUUUAUUCAAGGAUGUAAAUAUUGAUACUUAAUACUACAGUACACUUGUACAAUGUACACUCAAUUUUAUUAUUUGUAAUCAGGUAGUAAAUGUAAUAAACAUUCUGUAUAGGCUUUCUUGCAUUCUGUGAAUUUCUUUCCCGUCCUCAAACUUGUUCAUGUAUUUUGUUAUCAGAGAACUACACUCUCUCAGUUCUUUUUCAUUUUUCCCUUGACCUCAGUGGCUCUAUUCAUUCCUUAUAGUAGUUUCAUUGAUCAAAGAUCAGAGUACAGUAGUAUACUGUUAAGAAAUACACAAAGGCCUGUGUACAUAGAUAACAUUUAUUACACAGAGCAUCACAAAGAUUAAACAAUUUUUAAACAAAAUCAAUGUCUUUUCAUUGAACUCUUCAACUGUUUACAAAAAUAAGAGACAAAAUCUGUAGGCAUCAAAAUGAGAUUUUUCCCCAAUUUUUUUUAUAAAGAA